AUGUCCGAAUACGACGAAGAGCCAUUGAUUGAUACAAUCGAUCUCGUCAUAUUGUUCAUUUUGGCUGUAUGCUCUGCAUUAUACUUUGCACGGGAAUCUCUUCCUUUUGGCAAAAAGCAAACAUCGACAGGCAUCGGUGUGAAACCACUCACGGACGCUAAAAAUGGGCUGCCAACAAGAAAGAAGAAGAAUAGGGAUUUUGUACAAAGAAUGAAGGAAAUGGACAAGAAUGUGAUCAUAUUCUACGGAUCACAGACUGGUACUGCAGAAGAUUAUGCGUCUCGUCUUGCUAAGGAGGGUACACAACGAUUUGGCCUUCGGACAAUGACUGUUGACGUUGAAGAUUGUGAUAUGACGCUACUGGACGUAUUUCCAUCUGAUUGUAUCGCAUUUUUUUGCAUGGCUACGUAUGGCGAGGGUGAGCCGACUGAUGAUGCGAUCGAGUUUUGGGAAUUGAUUACCUCGGAGAAUCCUGAAUUAUCAACGGGAAUUCCUGUUGAAGAAAAACCAUUACAAGGUCUAAGAUAUGUUGUUUUCGCGCUUGGUAAUUCAACAUACGAGAUUUUCAAUGCAGUCGGAAGGACGGUUGAUAACAAGUUGACAGAGUUUGGAGCUCAGAGGAUCGGUAAACGUGGCGAAGGUGAUGAUGAUGGAAGUCUGGAGGAGGACUUUCUCGGAUGGAAGGAAGAUAUGUGGAAGGCUGUAUGUGAUACCAUGGGAAUUGAUCAGAAUACAAUACAUGCAAGUGCGCGCGUGCCCGCUUACAAGAUAACGGAAUUGAAUUCCUAUGAGCCUGAAAAAGUCUACUAUGGAGAACACAGUGAGCAAGCACUCAAUGGGUACCAAACAUAUGAUGCAAAGAAUCCAUAUCCCGCACCAAUCCAAAUUUCCCGCGAACUCUUUAAAAUUCGAGGACGUAAUUGCGUCCACCUCGAAAUGGAUAUCUCUGAAUCUGGCAUGACUUAUCAGUCAGGUGACCAUUGUGCAAUCUGGCCGAUGAAUCCUGAACAGGAUGUAUAUCGCAUUCUUCAUGUUUUGGGUCUAUGGGAGAAGAGAGAUACUGUCAUAAUGGUGGAGAGCACUGAUCCAUCUGCAACAAAGAAACACCCUUUCCCUGUGCCUACGACAUACGCUACAAUAUUUCGUAAUUAUCUCGAUAUUCAUACCACCACUUCUCGGCAGUUUAUUGGAACACUUGCACAAUAUGUUUCUACUGAAGAAGCGCGAGCCAAGCUCACUUCUCUUGGUGAGGAUAAGGAAGCAUAUAGAGUGGAAGUGGCUGAUUCUCAUCUUACUCUCGGAGAGCUGUUAGAGAAGAUAUCGCCCGGAGGAAAACCACUAGAUACUAUUCCUUUGGAUCUAAUCAUUGAGUCACUGCCAAGAUUGCAACUUAGAUACUACUCGAUAUCUAGUAGUCCAAAGGCAACUCCCAACUCAAUUCAUGUUACCGCUACGGUGUUAUCAUAUAAUCCAUCUACCGCUUCGGAAAAGACUGUAUAUGGUCUUGCUACAAACUAUCUCCUACAAGUGCAUCGUAAACUAAGGAAUAUUCAACAUCCAGAAACAGCACCAUUUUAUCUCUAUUCCGGUCCUAGAAAUAAAUACCAUGAUGAAUCGAACAAUAUAAUCCGAUUAGCAUUACACGUUAGACGCACUAAUUUCAAACUACCCCCGAAUCCAAAGACUCCAAUUGUAAUGGUUGGUCCAGGGACAGGGGUGGCUCCUUUCAGAGGAUUUGUGAUCGAAAGAACGUGGAUGAGAACUGAAGGCGUUGAGGUGGGCGACACGGUGCUUUUUUACGGAUGCAGGCGGAGACAUGAGGAUUUCCUGUAUGAGGAAGAGUUUGAGGAAUACUUUAAGGUAUUGGGUGAUAGAGGCAAGCUGAUCACUGCUUUUUCCCGUGAGCUGGAACAUAAAGUUUACGUACAGCAUCGGUUACGUGAACAUAAAGAGUACAUCUGGGAUCUACUACGAAAUCGCGGAGGAUACUUUUACGUCUGCGGCGAUGCCAAGAGUAUGGCACGCGACGUUAAUAGCUGCCUUAUUCAAAUUGCACAAGAGUGUGGUGGCAUGGAUAGUGGUAAUGCAACAAAUUACGUCAAGGAUCUUCGAAAUCAAAACAAAUACCAAGAAGACGUAUGGAGUUAA
This is a messenger RNA of Paraglomus brasilianum, 2148 nucleotides long. NCBI's taxonomy places the organism in Eukaryota, Fungi, Glomeromycota, Glomeromycetes, Paraglomerales, Paraglomeraceae. The record is from the annotation of a GenBank genome assembly.